CAGCAUCAUCAUCUCUUAUUGCUACUGAAGAAUGUUCUGCACACUGAUCAACUCUAUCCACAAAAUUCAAUUGAAUGUUCGUCUUGACACACGCACAGAGGCGAAUGGGAAGAAAGUAUAUGAAACUUACCCUCUGCCCUGAUUAUCAAAAUUAGUGAAAAAUCCAAAAACAGCUGCCCAUAAUCCUUGAAAAUACGCGACAAACCCGACAAUUAUCCGAUGACACAUCUCUUCCCCAUGUGGAAUUAUUCCUCUUAAUCAUCACCUCCUCUACCAUUAAACCUACUUUCUCUUCUGUGUCUACUCUUAAUCCGAUCAUGUGGGAGUCCGAAUCCGCAGCCGCCCGAGAUUAUCCUCUCUCAACCACCAAAAAUGCCCUUCACACCGAUGGCUUCCACCAAAGAGGCCACUCAUGGUAUGUUUCCACUGAUAUCCCCAGCGACUUCUCUGUUCAGAUAGGCGAUAUCAGCUUCCAUUUACACAAGUAUCCUCUUCUCUCGCGAUGUGCCAAAUUGAACAGACUCAUCUACGAGUCCCGCGACGCCGCCGAGAUAAACAAGAUAUCCUUCGACGAUCUCCCCGGCGGCCCCGACGCCUUCGAGCUGGCGGCCAAGUUCUGCUACGGCAUCGCCGUCGAUUUAACGGCCACCAACAUCUCCGGCCUGAGAUGCGCGGCGGAGUAUCUAGAAAUGACGGAGGAUUUGGAGGAAGGAAACCUUGUAUUCAAAACCGAAGCCUUUCUAAGCUACGUGGUCCUAUCCUCUUGGAGAGAUUCCAUAGUAGUAUUAAAAAGCUGCGAGAAUCUGUCUCCCUGGGCUGAGAAUCUCCAAAUUGUGAGGAGGUGCAGCGAGUCCAUCGCCUGGAAAGCCUGUGCCAAUCCCAAGGGAAUCCGGUGGCAGUACACCGGGAAGCCGAGAUCAUCGUCGAGCCCCAGCCGAAGCGCCCCUGUGCCGCCGGAUUGGUGGUUCGAGGACGUCUCCAUUCUCCGCAUCGAUCACUUCGUCCGCGUCGUGACGGCGAUCAGGGUGAAGGGGAUGGUACCUGAGCUCAUCGGAGCUGCCAUAAUCCACUACGCUAGCAAAUGGCUGCCGAGUCUGGUGAAGGACGGCGCGGCCUCAGUGACUUCGCCUGAGGACGAGCCUUAUAGCAUCAGCAGCGGCACCUGGAAAGGCGGCCUGCACGUGAUUGUGGCCGGGAAUCAGGAGAUCCUGGCCACUGUCCAGGCUAAGGAUCAGAGAAUGAUCGUGGAGAGCUUAGUCAGCAUCAUCCCUCAGCAGAGAGACUGCGUUUCGUGCAGUUUCCUGCUGAGGCUGCUGAGGAUGGCUAACAUGCUGAAUGUGGCUCCGGCUCUGGUGACGGAGCUGGAGAAGCGCGUUGGGAUGCAGUUGGAACAAGCAACAUUGUCGGAUCUCCUCAUCCCUUGCUACAACACCAAGGAGACUAUAUACGAUGUUGAUCUGGUUCAGAGGCUUCUUGAGCAUUUUCUUGUGCAGGAGCAGUCGAGCCCCAUGAGACCGGACACCAAGACAUACGACUAUGCUCAGAGAGGGAGCAACAAUCUCAAUGCCAAGAUGAGGGUGGCGAGGCUCGUUGACAGCUACCUCACUGAGGUGGCGAGGGACAGGAACCUGUCCCUCACCAAGUUCCAGGUUCUUGCUGAGGCCUUGCCUGAAUCAGCAAGAAGCUGUGAUGAUGGACUCUAUAGAGCUGUUGAUUCUUAUCUUAAGGCGCAUCCGACGCUGACAGAGCACGAGAGGAAGAGGCUGUGCCGAGUGAUGGAGUGCCAGAAGCUGUCCGUUGAUGCGUGUAUGCACGCUGCACAGAAUGAGCGCCUCCCUCUGAGAGUGGUGGUGCAGGUCCUCUUCUCUGAGCAGGUUAAGAUAAGCAACGCGGUUGCGUUAAAAGAAGGGGGGGAGUCACAGUACCAGCCCAUGGUGCCAAACCGGAAGACGUUGCUGGAGGGAACUCCUCAAUCAUUCCAAGAAGGAUGGACAACGGCAAAGAAGGAUAUCAACACUCUCAAGUUCGACCUGGAGACUGUCAAGACCAAGUAUUUGGAGCUGCAGAAUGACAUGGAGACGCUGCAGCGCGAUUUCAACAAGCUGGCCAAGCCCAAGCAGACGUCGGCAUGGACAUCCGGAUGGAAGAGACUCAGCAAGCUCACUAAGAUGACAGACGCCAAUGACAACGGAAUCCAGCUGCCAACUGCAGAGCACACUAGAAAGACUCCUAGAAGAUGGAGAAACUCUAUUUCUUGAAUUCCUAUUGUCGUCGUUGUUGUUGUUUCUAUAUGUGUUUUCUUUUUAGAGAUGCAAUAUUGACAUGAUUUUCGUUGUUAUUCGAAACUUUUAGUAAAGAAGAAAGUGGUUAAUAGCAAUUCAACUAGUUCAAUA
Molecule: messenger RNA, 2393 nt
Organism: Salvia splendens (bonfire salvia)
Lineage: Eukaryota; Viridiplantae; Streptophyta; Magnoliopsida; Lamiales; Lamiaceae
Product: root phototropism protein 3
Exons: 4
Coding region: 318-2258 (646 amino acids)
Source: RefSeq, a predicted model, not a curated record